AUGCACACACGCACACACACACGCAAGGUCUCUCGCUCUCUCCCUCUCUGCCGUGCGCGCUACACGGUUUGGAGCACAGUCUAACCGCUCUUGCUCGCUCGCUCUUGAUUCCGGGAGAUUUUAACUAAUUUGCGGGCAUCAGGGAGCCGCUAUCAAUACUUCCGGGAAUUGAUAGAACUUCCGGGAGACUUGGGAUGUCUGUGCAGCAUAUGGUGUGUACUGCAGUUUGCCAUGUGCCAAUAUUCCAUUCAAAAACAGCCUCUGUCUCCACUGCCUUUUCUAUCCCUUUCUUUCUGCAAACUUCCUUUGACAUUUACUUGGAGCAGCUUUAAUGGCAAAGAGAUCUUGAAGAGUGGACAAAACCUUUUCCAGGACAAGACAUGUAUGGAAACAAGAUGGUCAUAUCCCGCGGAUAUCUGGCACGCUAGAACGCCCUAUUCUGGUCAAGUCUUUCCUGCCAACACCUGCUCCAACUCUGCUAAAGGGCAAUAGAAUGGACGAACAGAGCUGCACACUACCACCUCCCCUCAAAACGGAGGAAGACUACAUUCCAUAUCCUGGCGUACAUGAGGUAUUGGGUCGUACAGGCCCUUUACCUCUCAUUCUGCUGCCCCAGUUUGGGGGUUACUGGAUUGAAGGGACCAAUCAUGAUUUAAGCUCCUCCCUUACACCAGAGGAACCGCCCCCCUGCCCUGCAACACAGAUCAAACUAGAGACCAACAGCAUAGCAAAGAUAUACAGGAAACACUUCCUGGGAAAGGAGCACUUUAAUUAUUACUCAGUGGACAGCGCUCUGGGCCACUUGGUCUUCUCCGUGAAGUAUGAUGUGAUUGGAGACCAGGAGCACCUUCGACUGUUGCUUAGGUCAAAGUUUAAAACAUGCCAUGAUGUGAUACCGAUUUCCUGUCUGACAGAGUUCCCCAAUGUUGUCCAGAUGGCCAAGCUUGUCUGUGAAGAGGUGAAUGUGGACAGAUUUUAUCCAGUCUUAUACCCAAAGGCGUCCAGACUCAUUGUGACUUUUGAUGAGCACGUCAUCAGCAACAACUUCAAGUUUGGAAUCGUCUACCAGAAAUUCGCCCAGACAACAGAAGAGGAGCUUUUUGGGAACAGUGAGGAAAGUCCAGCCUUUGUUGAGUUUCUGGACUUCUUGGGACAGAAGAUUGAACUUCAUGAUUUUAAAGGGUUUCGUGGUGGCUUGGAUGUGACACACGGCCAGACAGGAACUGAGUCAGUCUACCACAACUUUCACAACAAAGAGAUCAUGUUCCAUGUGGCCACUAAACUGCCUUACACCGAAGGAGAUUCCCAGCAGCUCCAGAGGAAGAGGCAUAUAGGAAAUGACAUUGUGGCUAUAGUGUUCCAAGAAGAAAACACACCAUUUGUGCCAGAUAUGAUUGCAUCAAACUUCCUACAUGCUUACGUGGUCGUGCAAGUGGAGAAUGCCUGCACAGAUAAUGUCCUCUACAAGGUAUCUGUUACUGCAAGAGAUGAUGUGCCUUUCUUUGGACCUGCCCUUCCAGACCCAGCUAUCUUCAAGAAGAGUCCGGAGUUUCACGAGUUCCUCUUGACCAAACUGAUCAACGCUGAAUAUUCCUGCUAUAAAGCGGAGAAGUUUGCCAAGCUGGAGGAGAGAACACGUUCUGCUCUGAUGGAGACAUUGUAUGAGGAGCUUUACAUGAACAGUCAGUCCAUGAUGGGUCUGGGAGGAGAGGACGACAAACUGGAGAAUGGAGGAGGAGGGGGAGGCGGCUUCUUUGAGUCUUUCAAGCGAGUAAUCCGCAGCAGAAGUCAGAGUAUGGAUGCUAUGGGCCUCAGUAAUAAGAAACCACACACUGUUUCCACAAGCCACAGUGGAAGCUUUACACACAACCCUCCAGACACCCCCAAAACAACCAGCAUUUCCUUGAUCAUUCCUGGAAAAAGCCCAACCCGUAAGAAAUCUGGUCCGUUCAGUUCCAGGAGGAGUAGUGCUAUUGGGAUUGAGAACAUAGAAGAGGUUCAGGAGAGGAGCAGUAGAGAAGUUUCCCCUAGCCCACAGCGGGCAUCUGAUAUUGGACACAUUGCUCAGGACCUCAGAUCAGACGAUUCGUCCAAUCAGAGCUCACCAGAGAUGCCAACCACUAAGAUCAGUUCCGGCAUGUGCUGUCGAGCUCCUUCUAUCCCAGAGUCACAUGACCUGUCUCGCUCCUCAUCCAAUGCCAGCAGCUUCGCCAGUGUGGUGGAGGAGAACGAACAGGGGCAUGACACAGCCGAGGGGCAUGACACAGCCGAGGAGUACGACACCGGACUGGAGAGUCUGUCUUCGGCUGGUACGCCACAUAAGCGAGAUUUGUUCACAAACAGUGCCGUUUGGUUUGAAGACAGCUCCGGUAGUGCUAGUCAGAGCAGUCCACAUGGUCCCUUUCGACAGCACUCUGAACCUUUACAUCCCAAAACAGAGAGACAAGACUCGAACUGCUAGCUGUCCUGUAGGAUGUAGAUGGCUUCAUGGAUGUCCAUCAGCAGCAUUUUCAUACAUAGCCCUCCGUCGUGGAAAGCCUGUGUACUCACAUGAGUUCCUCUAGAGACACAGAUGUGAAGGAGAGCUAAUUGCUAGAAGUUACAGCAAAGCAGGCUGUACAGUCGGGCAAGUGUGCAUUAGAAAAUCAGCACACUCUUGUUAGGACACACCCCUUUAUCCUCUAUCAUGUGGGAGUUUGCCUACAGGCAAAAUAGCAAAUGCAGAGCACAUCUUGUGUUGUGUGAAAGCAUCAAGAAGGGACAAAUUCACAGUAGAGAAAUCUCUGCUUGUUUUGAAUUCACUCCUUUUAUUUGUAAAAGCAUGAUUAUUGCCUUAUCAUAGGUUUUUCUUUCUUUUCUUUCUCUUGAUGGUUGUCCAUAUACUGUCUGCUUGUUUGUUGUUUUUUAAUUUUCAUAUUUAGCUAUUUAUUUAUUUAUUUAUUUAUUGAGGCUCGCUAUUGGAGUAGAUCUUUUAGUAACAGAAGAAGAAAAGAUGAAAAAAUUCUUAAUCAGUAUUUUAGCACACUUUAUUAUAAUGUUGUAUUCGUUAAUGACAUUAGUGAUCAUGAACUAACAAUGAACAAUACUUUUACACCACUUAACAAUCUUAAUGUUAAUGUCAUCAUAUACUUGUACAGUUUUAACAUUUAAAGGGUAACACUUUACAAAAACAAUUGUAUUCGUUUGCAUUAGUUAACUACAUUAGUUAACAAACUAACAAUGAACAAUAUAUUUUUACAUCAUUUAAUUAUCUAGUUAAUUUCAGCAUAUACUAAUAUAUUUGCAAAAAUAAAAGUAAUAUGGUAACAUUAGUUAAUGCAUUAUGAACUAACUGUAGAGCGGUCGGAGGAGGGCGGGGCCGGGCUGGAACAACGCACGCCCGGUCCCCAAUCAGCCUGAUGGGGGCGCGCGAGGGAUAAAGGCGACCGGUGACGACGGUUCGAGAGAGAAUGACACGGGGCUUCUCUGUGUUUAUGUUUGUGUGUUUUCGUACAGUUUACCAUUAAACUAUUAUUUAUAUUGUCAAGCCGGUUCUCACCUCCUCCUUGCCCAUUAAUCCCUUUAUACUAACUAAUUGACAACUAACAUACAAUUUUAUUUUCAUAAAUUAAAAUUCAUUAAGAGUAAUAUACAGUAUAUUGUUAAAAAUAUUGCUCAUUGUUAGUUCAUGAUACCUAAAGCAUAUUCAAGUUAACAAACACAAACUUAUUUUAAAGUUUUAUUAUUAAAAUGUGUUAAUUAUAUGUUAAUAUGUUAACACUAAUUCACUAUGCACUAUGAAGUCACUUGAACCAACAAUGAACAAUUGUAAAUGCACAAAUUAAUAUCAACCAAGGUUUAUAAAUGCUAAAAAAAAGAUAUUAAGACUUCUUUUCAGAGAAUAUUGAAUUUAAUAUUUUUUUGACCGCAUUGGCAAGUCGUUUUUUCUUGUUUUAAACCUAAUUACAUUUUUUGGGGAUUUAUGUAAAAUAAUAAUAAUCAAAUUAAAUCAACUAAAAGUAAAGUGUUUUAAGGAUGUUCAGACUUUUUUGAUUGGAAAAUAAGAAAAAAGUACUGAAAUCGAAAAGGUCAUGAGAUGUCUACAUCUUUCAAAAUAAUAAAUAACAACUAAGGUUCAACCUAAACUCAUCAUGCUUGAAACGCUCAAACAUGUGAACACACACAACACUGUAAUACACACAUGACCGUGUGUAGUUUUGUUUUUGUACUUGUGGUGUUUGUCUUGUGUCGUUAUCUUUCAGUAAUGAAUAAUGAUGUUGGAAAUCAAUAUUGUUAAUGUUAAAUGUCGUCUAUAGUUGACUUGAUCUUGUUUCUGGUGUGAAGAUCAAGCCAUUUCAAAUCCUGUCCAAUAUGGCAUUAAAAUGUAUGACCAAAUGAAUAGGUCAGGUGUGAGAUUAUGUACAAUUUCGUAAUAUUAUUUAUUAAGAGUAAGCUAAUAUUUUCCUGAUCUGGAUAUUUUAUAUGACCACAGCUUGACUCUGCUGUGGUAAAACUGACAACUAUGUGAAAUCCACUAAUGUUCUGUAGCUUCCAAUUGUAGUUUAGUGUUUUAAGGUAAUUCAAAUGAGCAAAGCUAGAUGUGCAAAUGUAUCUUGGGAAUCCAUUCAACAAGUUAUAGUGAAGUUUUUUUUCUUACAAUGGCAACAGUGAGCAUUAUGAAUGUAAAACGUAGACAUACACAGGGUUCCCACACCUUUUGACCAAUGAAUUCCCAUACUUAGCAAGUUGUUCAUGGUCAUUAGAAAAUGAUGUCCAUUUUUAUUUCAGUUAUGUCACUGGAAUUUAAUACAUUUAAACAAUUACACAUAAUUAUAGUGCAUAUGAUCAUGAAAAUGGGCGUAAAACACCAGGUCACAAUUUACUGAAGCUCAAUUUUUAUGUAAAAACAACCCUUUUCAGAACUGUGAUUGGCCGUUUUUACACUUAAUUGUACUGUGGUUUUACCAUGGUACAGUAAUGGUAUCAAAUGGUAAUACCAUAGUGAUAUGGUAUAGAUAUGCUAUGAUAUUUGCAUGGCACUUCAAAGAAUACUAUGGUGCUGUCAUCAUGGUAAUGUCCAAAAAUGUGUUAUUGCUAUGAUACUUUUAAGAGCAAUGUCCCAUAUCUUUGAUGAAGAGGUACAUUACAACUAAACUAAGUUCACAGCAUUUGCUAAGUACUGCUACUCAACAGACAUUUGGGUCUGUCGGGAUUUUACCUAUAAAACAGUUUGUUCAGAAUGGAAAUUAAAACAAGGAUAGGAAGAGAAAUGCACCAUCCACAACAGAGGAUGUGCUAGUGCCCAAAGUCUGCUGAUUUAUUGAACUGUAUACAUACUGCAUUUGCACACGCUUUGACAUUUUAUCACAAACUCAUUCCAAACACAGCACCAAAUGCUUAAUGUGAUUGUGUUCUCUUUUAUAACAAGUGCUUAAGCUACUCUUAUGAAAUGCUUCAAUGUAAAUAAAUGUUUUUUUUUUUUUUGUAAUUAAAAGGUUCAUUGAAUGUUUAUUUAUUGCUUUAAUGUAUAAUGGGGUAUGGCAAGACAUGCACUCAAGAAAUGAAGUCACCAAAAAAAAAAAGAAAAGGCAAUUAAGGCAUUAAUAACACUUAAAGGAAUAUUUUCGAGUUCAAUACAAGUUAAGUUGAGUCAACAGCAAAAACAAUGUUCAAACAACUUUACAGCUCAAAUAACACACAAGUUUUAUCCGAAGAAUUAAUGUAAGAGCAUUUUUAAAAUAAUACGCUUCACAUUUCUGCCUUCAAACCCUCCAAAAAUUGGCCCCAUUCACUUCCAUUUUAAGUGCAUCACUGUAACCCAGAGUUUUGCUUUUGUCUUCUUUUUAAAAAAGAAAAGGAGGGAUGAGUCAAAAUAAUUUGUGGUUAUGACACAAAAUGCUGUCGAUUGAGCUUAAGAUGUAUUGAACCAGGAAUAUCUCUUUAGAGAAUAUUUAGUAUUUAUGUUGAAAAAAAUUGGUUCAUAGUGAACUUGGAUACUCAGAAAUGCAUCAAGUAAAAUUCAAGUAAAAUAAAUUGUCAUGAAAGAAAAACACUUAUGCUCUUCAGUGGAUAGCAUUAUUUGUGUAUCACUCUCCAAAACAUUCUUCAUAAUUAUAAGCCAUUCAUUUUCUAAGAAGCCUUG
Messenger RNA from Xyrauchen texanus (razorback sucker), 6121 nucleotides. RefSeq names its product rap1 GTPase-activating protein 1-like. Gene Ontology annotation, biological process: regulation of small GTPase mediated signal transduction; activation of GTPase activity. Bases 494 to 2461 code for a protein of 655 amino acids. The record is from RefSeq and is a predicted model, not a curated record. The transcript is spliced from 25 exons. NCBI's taxonomy places the organism in Eukaryota, Metazoa, Chordata, Actinopteri, Cypriniformes, Catostomidae. Gene Ontology annotation, molecular function: GTPase activator activity. Gene Ontology annotation, cellular component: cytoplasm.